Molecule: messenger RNA, 2865 nt
Organism: Dovyalis caffra
Lineage: Eukaryota; Viridiplantae; Streptophyta; Magnoliopsida; Malpighiales; Salicaceae
Source: the annotation of a GenBank genome assembly
AUGGCGACGAGUAUAGCUUCUCAACUGCAAGCUCUCCGGUCAGUAAUUCAAACCGAUUUGGAGCCCAAGAAACGGCCCAUCACUAGACCAUCCAUUUUAUUCGACCCUAAAACAGCUGCUGAUCUUGAUAUCGAUACUAUACUUGAUAUUGCACUUUCAGGUUUGGAGGUACUUGUAAGUGCUGAUGAAAGGUUUAAGAACUAUAAGAAUGAUCUGUUUAGUCACAAAAGUAAAGAGUUGGAUAGAGAAUUGAUGAAUGGGGAGGAAAAUAAGCACAUUAACUCGACCAUUGGUUCAUAUUUGAGGUUACUAUCUGGACAUCUUCAGUUGAUUGCAUCACUUAGGACUCUUGAGUACUUGAUACGCAGAUACAAGAUACACAUGUACAAUGUCGAGGAUUUGAUUUUAUGUUCAUUGCCUUACCAUGAUACACAUGCAUUUGUUCGAAUAGUUCAGUUGAUUGAUACAAGAAAUGGUAAAUGGAAGUUUCUGGAUGGUGUAAAAGCAUCAGGUGCACCACCUCCUAGAAAUGUCAUGGUGCAACAGUGUAUUCGUGAUAUGGGAGUUUUGGAGGCGUUGUGCAACUAUGCAUCUCCCACAAAGAAAUUCUAUGCAUCAAGGCCUAUUGUCAGCUUUUGCACUGCAGUAGUUAUAGAGGUUUUGGGUUCUUUAACAACUGUCAAUACAGAUGUUGUACAGAGAAUCCUUCCCUUUGUCAUUUCCGGACUUCAGCCUGGAAGCAAAGGAGUUUCAGAUCAAAAGGCCGCUGCUUUGAUGAUUGUUGGUCUUCUAGCAUAUAAAGUUUCCUUGUCUCCAAAACUUGUCAAAAGUUUGAUGCGAUCAAUUGCUGAGGUAGUUCAGGAAGAUGCAAAGGAGCCAACUGAUCCGCAAUGGUUUCGUUCAUCAGUUAUGGCUCUAAUAAACCUUGUUCAGCUGCAAUCGGUUGAUGUGUUCCCGAAGAAGGCAUUGGAGAUUUUGAAGGAAACUAGGGAAAUAGCUGGGGUUCUUUUGGGACUUUCCAAGGAGUUCAAUAUAGAUAGAUUUCUUGCGGUGGUUUUGGAAGCUCUGGUUGACAACAGUUCUUCUGAUGACACAUGUCAUCGUGUUUUGGUAUCCAUAUUAGAGACAGUUCCUGUAAAGAAUUUUGUUGACCGUGUUGUUUCAAAGGUCCUCUUGUCUUGCAUGAAAAUGUCACAGAAAAAUAGCAACUCAGUAUCAUCUCAAUCUGGGAGCUGGGCGAAGGACAUUUUGAUGGUUAUUAAUAAAAUCUAUCCAUCUGAACUUCAUCAAGCUGUUCAGAAGUUCUUGGAGGACACGAAAGUGAAAUCCAAGAAUGAUGAUGCAGUUUUUGAGAUUUGUAAAAUGUUGGAUGGGAACUUGGAUAUCUCAGCUUCUGUUUCCGAUUCAAAAAUAUGGCUUGCUUUGCACCAUCCAAAGGCUGAGGUCCGGCGUACUACAUUGUCUGGUUUAAACAGACAUGUUGAUCUGAAAAACAUGACUGUUGAUUCAAAGAGGCUUGUAACCAUUCAAGAUGCUGUAUUGUGCCAAUUACGUGAUGAUGACCUAACAGUGGUUCAAGCAGCUUUAUCUCUUCAAGGAUUGUCUGAAAUCAUCAGUCCUUCUGAUCUUCUCCAAGCAUUAGAUGGCGUGCUUAAAAAAUGUGUUAGCACCCUAAGGUCAGGUGCAUCAGAUAAAACUGUUUUAGCUAGUGACGUUGCAAUUUCAUUUUUGAAGACUGCCAUCUCAACCUUUCAUGAUCAAAUUGAUUAUUCAAAGAAACUUGCUGCCAUGAUGUUUCCUCUUCUCCUAAUGUUUCAAAAGACACAGAGGCUAAAUUUGGAGGUCUUGGAAUUAGCGAAGGAACUGAAUUGGCCAUUUUAUAAUGAUCUCGCUGGUGUUUCCAUUGAAGAGACAAAAUUGCCACAUGAAGUUAUAUCUUCGAUCAACAUGAAGGUUGUUAACAGCUUGGCAGAAACAUUGUCAAGGCACCCAGGUGAGUACUUGUCAUGGCUUGUCGACAGCUCCAGUGACUGUACUGUCUCGAAGACCCUUUUCUUCUUGGUUCUGAUGCAGUCAUUUCUGAGGCUAAAUAACACAGAAAGGGAGCAAUUUUCAACUUUUUUUGAAGCUUGCUUUUCUUUUCUGAAGACUGAAUGGGAGUCUCAGUCUGCAGUUGUUGUUUCUGGGAAUGAGUUCAAUAAUGAAAUGCUUCAAUGGGAUUGUGGAAGGUUCCUAGAUCAGCUGCUUGACACCGAUCUUAGGGCAUUACAUACAAGUAUCCUUAUUUGCAUCUUUUGGAGGUUACUGGAGGCUUUUACUUCAAUGGAGGACAAUCAGCAGUUGAUUAGCAGCAGACUUUCGGAUUUAUUUGUCUUUUUCUCGAACUCUCAGUCCAAGCAUUUUUUCAAGGAGCAUCUUCGUUACCUUGUUACAAAAUGCAAGAUCUCUCCUAUUGAUUUUCUGUCUGGUUUCUACACUGAUGAAGACGUUCCUGCUGCUGUCCAAGUUGAGUCUCUAAAUUGUCUUGCAUUCCUUUGUUCGGAGCCUGACGAUAGAUUGCUGCUUCAGCUUCUACUCAAUUUCCCUUCACUUCUUGUCCCACUAGCCUGUGGUAGCCAGUUUUACAUUCAAUCAUUGUCUGAUUCCAUAAGACGAAUGCCUCUAUUUCAGGAUCUAAGGAUUGCUGCCAUGAGCUGCAUUGAGGGGUUAUGUGCGCUGUCGCAUCGUGCUGACUAUUUAAGCAAGAAAAAUGGUAUUGCUUGUGACAUUAGAUUUCGUGUAGGCUCUCGUCUUUCUCAGUUGUACAACUAUAUUCUGAAUGGAAUAAAUGACAGGGAACAAUGCAAAUUGGAGUCAUUUUCUUGA